Molecule: messenger RNA, 1217 nt
Organism: Symsagittifera roscoffensis
Lineage: Eukaryota; Metazoa; Xenacoelomorpha; Acoela; Convolutidae
Exons: 3
Coding region: 233-1174 (313 amino acids)
Source: RefSeq, a predicted model, not a curated record
AAAUGGCAUGGAAAAACCGUAGUUUAUCAACGCUCAUUAUUUUAUGUACAUAGUGAUUUACAUUUAAUCAAAAUAUCGGCCUCUAUACUCAUGUUUUCAGAUAACACAUCUUUAUAGAUAAAAACAUCAUCACAAAGAAAAAACUCGCCCUUGUCUUACCGCUGCUGUCAUUUCUUCAGAUAUUACUUCUAUCAUCCGUUCGUCUGCUACGGUGCAAUUGAAGUUGCCGACAAUGGCAACUCUGAUGGAAAAAUUUGUUGUGACAUGUUUACUUUGCUCGCUAGUUCUAAUUACUUACAAAAGCUUAUUCGGACACAAUAGAAGAAGUAUUUCGACCUUCGAAUCUCCACAUGGACAAUGGAGUCCGGCAACUUCUGACUUGCUGGACGGCUGCUACCAUGUUUACCUGGAUGUUGGCACAAAUGUUGGUGUUCAAGUGCGCAAGUUGUUCGAACCGAGCAGGUAUCCGGAUGCAUCUGUGCUCAAAGUGUUCAAAAAAGAGUUCGGACAAUCAAGGUCUACAAAUCUUGCUUCUAAAUCAGUUUGUGCCGUUGGUUUUGAGCCCAAUGCGCAGCACACGAGACAUCUGCAAGAAUUAGAAAGAACAUAUAAGAAGUGUGGAUACUCAGUUCACUUCUUCACAGAAACUGCCGUUUCCGAUCACAGCGGAACGGCUACAUUUUACGCUGGCUCAGACAACAGUAGAAUUGACGCUGCAGGUGGAAUUAUGCACCCAAGUAUAUCAAAACAGGCCAGAUUACGCGCCACAAAAACCCGAAAAACAAGCACCCAAGUUAUGCUGGUAAGACUGGCCGAUUUCUUGCGAGACACCGUAGCUAAACGUAGAAUUCCAGAAGUCGACCCGGAAAGACCACCUCGUGUCGUGAUGAAAAUGGACAUCGAAGGAUCCGAAGUGGAAGUCGUUGCAGACUUGAUCUCGUCUGGAUCCAUUCGGUUCGUUAACGUAAUGAUGGCCGAAUGGCACGAGAGGUACCAGCUAAAACCCGAACGUCUUCAGUUAAGUACAGAGUUGAAAGCUUUAACAGAGAACCACACUGCAAUUUGCUCAAAAACUAACAUUCUCUCUCAGGACUCGAAUGGUUGUGAUUUCGAGAAUAUAGAAAUGGACGAUGAAACAUACGCAUCUUCAGAAAUCCCAUUGCCAAAGUGUUGACGCAAAACUUAUCCAGCAAGCUUAUUAAUCCUUUUAAACUCAU